Molecule: messenger RNA, 2290 nt
Organism: Purpureocillium takamizusanense
Lineage: Eukaryota; Fungi; Ascomycota; Sordariomycetes; Hypocreales; Ophiocordycipitaceae
Gene: KEL3
Product: Kelch repeat-containing protein 3
Exons: 4
Coding region: 97-2169 (690 amino acids)
Molecular function (GO): protein binding
Source: RefSeq, a predicted model, not a curated record
CACCCCACCCCUCCAUCCCAAGGGUCUUCGCCGCCAGUCGAGACGCAUCAAAUAAGGAAGAUUCCGAAGCGUAUUUGGUGACUGCGAAAUUUGGCCAUGGCAAAGGACAAGAAAAAGAGCUCAGACGCCAAAAAGGCUAAGAAGGCUGAAAAAGCAGCCAAACAAGCCAGCAAGGGCGAGAAGAAGGCCAAGACCAAGUCGGCCAAAAUCGAGGGUAGCGAUGCUGAGGAUGUGGACCUCGAUGAGGUGCUCGAGGAGUAUCGUCGGCAGCAGGAGCAAUUCCUCAAGAUCACCGAGACCGUCUGUGAUGCGCCUCCCAGGCCUCGCGCCGCGUCCACACUUAUGGCCUCGCCGCACGACAGCAACAGCCUCCUCCUAUUUGGCGGCGAGUACUUCAACGGCUCCCUUGCACAGUUCUACAACGACCUGCACAUCUACAACGUGAACCGCGACGAAUGGCGCUGCGUUACCUCCCCUAACGCCCCUCUUCCGCGAUCUGGUCACGCGUGGACGCGGUCCAGCAAUCCUAAUUUUGUGUACCUCUUUGGCGGAGAAUUUUCCUCGCCCAAGCAAGGAACAUUUCACCACUAUUCAGACUUUUGGAGACUGGAACCUGCCACGAGGGAGUGGACCAAGAUCGAGGUUAAAGGCAAGGAUAAGAGUCCUCCCGCCAGGAGUGGGCAUCGCAUGACGUACUGGAAGCAGUACAUCAUCCUCUUUGGCGGAUUUCAAGAUACAUCGAACCAAACUAAGUAUCUGGCGGAUCUCUGGAUCUUUGACACGGUCAACUACGUGUGGCACUGUCCGACACUGCCUUCCGCUCAGCUCAAACCUGAUGCGAGAUCAUCUUUCACUCUGCUGCCUUGCGAGUCAGGGGCCGUUCUAUUUGGCGGAUAUUCACGGGUCAAGGCGACGGUGGCCCUGAAGAAGAAAGGCACCGCCAAGGCACAAUCACAGGGGCAAAGGAAUGUUUUGAUCCCCAAAGUACACGACGAUUGCUUCUUCCUGAGAAUGGCACCGCCUACCUCCGACGCAACUCCCACGUCUCCGCCGACAGUACGGUGGGAGAGACGCAAAAAACCCGCAAACUCUCCCAACCCUUCCCGUGCAGGCGCGACCAUGACCUGGCACAAAGGGCGUGGCAUUCUCUUCGGUGGCGUUCAUGAUGUGGAACAGAGCGAAGAAGGCAUGGACAGCGAAUUCUUCAACCAACUCUUCGCGUGGAACAUUGAGCGGAACCGCUUCAUGCCUUUAGGCCUGCGGAAGCCCCGUCAGCAGAAGAAGAACACCCAGGAGCAGCGUGUGGGCCGUCGCGGUCGUGCACAAGCAAACGAAGAGGAACUCCUACGUCAACUUGCCGCCCUCGAGACAGGCGCUUCUCUGGACGAUGCUGACAAUAUGGAGAUUGAGAAGAGGUUGGAGGAGCCGGAUGACGACGAGAAGCCAGCCAGGGAAAUGCCAGUAACCAUGGAGCCGCCACAUGUCAGGUUCAACGCGCAAUUGGCCGUGCAGGACGAUGUCCUAUACAUCUAUGGCGGCACAUUUGAGAAGGGUGAUCGGGAGUUUACAUUUGAUGAUCUCUACGCCAUUGACCUGAGUAAACUCGACGGGUGCAAGGAAGUAUUCAGCAGACCUGUGGAGGAUUGGAUCGAAUCUGAGGAUGAAGAAGACGACGCAGAUGACGAAGAGGAAGAUGAAGAUGACUCGGAUGGAGAAGACACCGAAGACGAUGAGCAGGAACAGCCACUUCACACGCCCAGCAUGCGCAAGAAGAAGGACGAUACCAUGUCGGACACAACCUCCGAAACGGCAUCAACCUCGACAGUCGCGUCGGAAGAGGAAGAGACCGACACGACUGCCGCAUCGGUGGAUGAUGGCCUUCCACACCCUCGGCCCUUUGAGUCUCGGCGAGAGUUCUUCGUCCGCACGACGGCCGAGUGGCAGGAGAUUCUCAUGACAAGCCUCCGUUGGAAGAAUAUCCAGCCCGAAACCUUGACUGUCAAGGAGAUCAAGACCAAGGCGUUUGAGCUCAGCGAGGAGAAGUGGUGGGACUGCCGCGAGGAGAUUAUGGCGCUCGAGGAAGAACAAGAGGCGGCGGGUAUUCAGGAGGUUGUAAGCCUUGCGGAACGAGGUGAUGCGGGCGCCGGCCCGGGAGCGAGGCGGCGAUAAUGCAUCGUGAAGGUCGCACAAUAUAGCAUGGCGCAAGUAAAAUGCAGUACGGUAGUUUAUCACAACCGAUGUAAAGAGACCACGAGUUGGUAGUCUACAUGCCAACCUGUCAACACCACAA